UUUUUGGACUUUGAAGCUGAGAAUUUGUUUAAAGAAGUGGUUGAUGAUUGAUGAACUCCACCUAUGAAUUUGGCAUUAGGAUAUCCAAGGGACAAAGAUGGAGGAUGUUUUCAGAUGAGGAUAUCAUACAGUCCAGCAGCCCCUAUUUUUCUAUUUCUUGUUCAGUGGGCAGAUUUUCGCCUCGCUGGUGCUCUGGGUUUGCUGAGAAUUCUAAUUUAUGUGACGUAUGAGAAUGGGAAUAAUACUAUGUCAAUGUAUGAAAGGAAAGCAAGCAUUAGACAAUUUUACUGGUGCUACUGGCUCCAUGUUUAUGUUCAUGAUGAUUAACAUAAAAAUAACGUUUUUCUGA
This is a messenger RNA of Cajanus cajan (pigeon pea), 349 nucleotides long. Its product is annotated as E3 ubiquitin-protein ligase AIRP2-like. Lineage: Eukaryota; Viridiplantae; Streptophyta; Magnoliopsida; Fabales; Fabaceae. The record is from RefSeq and is a predicted model, not a curated record.